UUCUCACAGUGAAGAGACUGCAGUGAGGACAUGGUGGGAUUACACCGGGGAGGGAGGGUCCCCUGCCUGCUCAUUGAGUCACACAGAUGCCAGGAGCUCAUUUUGGGGACACAUCCACUCAGUGUAUAUAGAGGAAAGGCCAUCUGAGAACACAUGUACAAGCCAGGAAGAGAGAACUUACCAGAAACCAACUGCGAUGGCAUCUUUAUCUUGGACUUCUAGCCUCAGAAAUCCUCCAAAUCCUAGGGAGAGCCUCACACCUGUUAAGCAGUUGCAUCAUAUUAAAAGACUUCACUUAUCCAUCGUGAUUACAAGUGUUAUUAGCAUCAUCGUUAUUCUGGCUGGAGCAAUUGCACUCAUCAUUGGCUUUGGUAUUUCAGGGAGACACUCCAUCUCAGUCACUACCUUCACCUCAGCUGGAAACAUUGGAGAGGAUGGAAUCCUGAGCUGCACUUUUGAACCUGAUAUCAAACUUAAUGAUAUCGUGAUACAAUGGCUGAAGGAAGGUGUUGUGGGCUUGGUCCAUGAGUUCAAAGAAGGCAAAGAUAAUCCUUCAGACCAGGAUAAAAUGUUCAGAGGCCGGACAUCUGUGUUUGCUGAUCAAGUGAUAGUUGGCAAUGCUUCCUUGAGACUGAAAAAAGUGCAACUUACAGAUGCUGGCACCUACAAGUGUUACGUCACCACUUCCAAAGGCAAAGGGAAUGCUCACCUGGAAUAUAAAACUGGAGCCUUCAGCGUGCCAGAGAUGAACGUGGACUACAAUGCUAGUUCAGAGAACUUGCGUUGUGAGGCUCCUCGAUGGUUCCCCCAACCCACAGUGGUCUGGGCAUCCCAAGUUAGCCAGGGAACCAACUUCUCAGAAGUGUCCAACACUAGCUUUGAGCUGAACUCUGAGAAUGUGACCAUGAAGGUUGUGUCCGUGCUCUACAAUGUCACCAUCAACAACACGUACUCCUGCAUGAUUGAAAACAACAUUGCCAAAGCCACAGGGGACAUCAAAGUGACAGACUCUGAGAUCAAAAGGCGGAGCCACCUACAACUGCUGAACUCAAAGGCUCCCUCGUGUGUCUCUUCUUUCUUUGCCAUCAUCUGGGUACUCUUGCCACUCUCCCCUUACCUGAUGCUAAAAUAAUAUGCCUUGGCCACAAAGAAGCAUGCAACGUUAUUGGUAUGAUAGGGGGAAAUGAAUGCAUGACUAGAAGUCUGGACUGAACAAACAAGAACGAGGAAUGAAAAGAAGACAAAAGCAACCCACAGAAGACUCCACUAUGAACAAGAUAGACCUAUCUUCAAAGAUAUAUGUUAAAAGUUGGGAAAAUAAUUCAUCUGGAGUAGAGAAGCAUGUUAAGACUGCUAAGUAAAAGACACAUGGAGACAAGUGUAUUCCCAUGACUCAGGGACCUCCCCUUCCCAUUAACUCCUGGGGAGUGAGAGGAUGGGAUAUUGUAUCUCUCUGAAUCCUUACUUAUAUGUGCUGUAAUGUUGCUUUGAGGAAGUUCCUUGAGUUUUAAUCAUUAUAUAUUCAUAUCUUAUAUUCCACACACUGAACUGUAGUAUUUGCUCUAUACUAAGAAGCUGCUAAUGAGCUUCACAACUCAGAGGUGGCUGCAUUCUAGUGAAGGUUCAAAUGAUUCACCUCUCAUUACAAUGCUUUCAAAAGUGCCUUGGCUUCUUCUCCCACUUGACAAAUGCUAAAGAUGUGGAAAAUUAUAAUUUUAAGAUAAACAAAGUAGUUGGGUGACACUGAUUUUCUAAAUAAUCUGAGCACCUUCUUUUUGGAACAGAUGCCAUUUUAUUUUUCAGAUGGCAUUGACCUGUGGUGAAUGGCCCAGGGAAGGACCUCUCACCUUACUAUGUGACAUUAUGUCAUCACAAGGCUUGAGGGUUCUACUUUCUAUACCUCAGCUUUAAACAGCAUCCAAACCACUGGGACUCAGUUGGAGUCGUUUUACUCCCUUUUGUCCCUCAGGGACAUUUGGCAAUGACUGUGGUUGCCACGACUUGUGAGAGCAGGGUGCCACUGUCACCAAGUGAAUGGAGCCAGGGGUGCUGCUUGAUAUCCUACAAUGUACAGUACAUUCCCCACAACAGGGAAUUCUCCAUCCCAGAUGUCAUUUGUGACAAGCUUAAGAAACCCUGAUUUAGAGUAGAAAGGAAACUAGAAAAGAGGAGAGCAAACAAAUCUAUUUGCUUCUUAAAAACAGGCAUUGGCUUCUGUCCCUUUGGCUACUGCUUCAGCUCAGAGGGCCAGAUCUCUGUGUUGGGCAACCAGAAUAAUAUCUUUCAGUGAACAGUGUUGACAAGGCAUGUGGGAAAUUCCUAAUGGGAUUAUCUUUAGCUCAUUGAGCGUCUAAGUUCUUUUCCCUUUAUUCUACCCUACAAACUAAGCUCUGUAAGAAUCCUAAAUUCCAUCUUAAGUUCUUUCACUCUAGAUUUUAGAUCUCAGGACUGUGUCCAACAAAAGUACAAAUUAAGGCAACAAAUGUGUACCUUCCUUGAACAACAUAGAGACUUUAGAGCUUUUUUAUCCUUUUUCUGUUUUAGGGUCCUGAACCUAGGGUCUCGAGUGUGCUAGGCAAGUGUUCUACCACUGAGCUACACACUAGCCCACACAGAAACUUCUAAAAGAAAGCAGGGAAAUGACCUUUUGAGACUUUGAGGAACAAAGUUUUGAUGGAAAAGAACGUUUUGUUUUCAGCCCCACCCCCUCCACUUUUCCUGUGUUGACCAUUGCCUCCCUGGUCCUUGGGACUACGAUGUCUGUAUUAUAUUUUGUUAUAGAAAACUUCAUUUUAGAGCACUGACCAUUCAAGAAAGAUUAUUAAAUAUACAUUUCCUACACUGUUGUCUGCCUGGUCUGUCAAAGAAAGAGAAGAUGGAUUUAAAAGUCAUAAAACAGAUUCUAAAGACUUGUACCUCCCAUAUAACAGGCCUUCUCUAAAUGUUUGUUGAGGGAAUGGGAGGUAAUGACAGGAACCUGUGAGUUGGGGCUAGUGUCGGGGCUUGUUCCUUAAGGAUAUUUAUACUAGCCUAGCAUUUUUCCAUCUUGAAAAAUACUGGUGGUACAGAGCUUGAGGCAGAUAAAUGUAGGAAAAUAUGUAAAA
Molecule: messenger RNA, 3104 nt
Organism: Sciurus carolinensis (gray squirrel)
Lineage: Eukaryota; Metazoa; Chordata; Mammalia; Rodentia; Sciuridae
Gene: Vtcn1
Product: V-set domain containing T cell activation inhibitor 1
Exons: 8
Coding region: 197-1132 (311 amino acids)
Source: RefSeq, a predicted model, not a curated record